UGUGAAGACCGUAGAAUAAAGAGAAUCGGAUCGAAUUAUAUCGAACAAAAAUUAGAAGGAAGCAAGCAUAAUGUUAAAGUUUAAAUUUGAGAGACUCAUCAUUGAGCAGGAUUUAUAUGUGCUUAUGUGUUUUGGUUAUCAGAAACCAAGAAUGAGGAAAUGUAACAUAACUUAAAUAUGAAAACAUUGAAAAUGCCUUUCUGACACUUUUCAUUAAGUUUUAUCUAAGCCAAAAUAGUUUUGCGGUUCACAGAGUGGGUAUAUAAAAGUGGGAAACCCAAUCGAGUAAACCAACUAAUUCAAUACAAAAAGUCAAGUUCAACAUGGGAAACAUACGAUCCUGUACUAUUAUAUGUUGUCUGCUGCUCGGCACUGGAUUGAUCAUGGGUAGCAUCAGCUUAGCGCAAGAACCACAAAAGAGUACAAAAUUAUUCGGCGAAGUUAUACCAAAUAAUACAAAUACAUUGUCAAGACAAUCGGUUUCAGGAUCGACAACAGAAUCGUCAACUGAAUCAUCGACAAAAGGAUCGUCAACAGGAUCGUCGACAGAAUCGUCAAAAGGAUCGUCAACUGAAUCAUCGGCAACAGAAUCAUCGACAAAAGGAUCGUCAACAGGAUCGUCAACAGGAUCGGCAACAGGAUCGUCAAUAGAAUCAUCGACAACCACAUCGAAAACAGCAGCGACAACAAAAUCGACAACAACAUCAACAAAAGCGUCACCAACAACAUCACCAAAAAUAUCACCAAAAACAUCGAAAGGAUCAUUAGUUAUAUCGUCAACACCAUCGACCCCAAAUAAGGAUAAUAUCGAGAGGGAAAACGAAAAGAUAAAUCUCAAGAUACAGCACACUUUAGAGACAACGAAAACAGGUCAUUUUAUUGGCAAUUCGGAAUUCGAUCAGCAAACAGCACUUUUACGGAACGCGGCAGAUCUGGAUUCAAGUUCCUUGCAGUUGAAAAUGCAAGCGUAUCAUAAUUUUAUGAGCUAUAAUUUCUUCAGACUCAAACUGGAAGCUGAUCUGACCAGCCGAAUCGAUGUCGUCGAUAGCUUAUUGUUGGAUGCAAAGAUUGGCAAGCAGUGCAAAGCUUUCUAUCGCAACCAAAAAAAGGAAUUGCGUAGUGCCCUCAAUGAACCAAAUGCUUUAAAAUCCUACAAACUGAAGUUGUAUUCUGAAGAUUGCCCCCAUACUGAGUCCCAAGAUAGCUGGGAAUCUGAGGAAGAUACUGCAAUCUGUUGUAUCUGGCCUCAUAUAUUUCCCCUCAAUCGAAUGAAGUUAAAUGAAAAUAAUUUACAAAUUCCAGAAAGGAAAUCUAUCAAAGUACUAGAAUGA
Molecule: messenger RNA, 1331 nt
Organism: Drosophila virilis
Lineage: Eukaryota; Metazoa; Arthropoda; Insecta; Diptera; Drosophilidae
Product: sericin-2
Source: RefSeq, a predicted model, not a curated record